Arctia plantaginis is the source of this 1176-nucleotide messenger RNA. NCBI's taxonomy places the organism in Eukaryota, Metazoa, Arthropoda, Insecta, Lepidoptera, Erebidae. The record is from the annotation of a GenBank genome assembly.
AUGGGCAGUGAAAUUAAUCUUGAGACUACAGAAACCAGUUGGACAGGCGGAUGGUUCAGCUGGACUCGUCAGUCUGAUGUCAUGCUACGAAAUGUUGAGAAGACAAUAUUGUCAUGUUUAAAAACAGCUUACAAACGUUUCUACGUAGACAUCGGCAGCGUGGUAGGACAAAGUGACAAGAUAUGGACAAUAUCUUUGAACGACGAGUCGCCGAAGACCCCGCUGGUGUUACUCCAUGGAAUGGGUGCGGGCCUGGCGCUGUGGUGUCCGAAUCUUGACGCCUUCGCUGCAACCAGACCUGUGUAUGCUAUCGAUUUGUUAGGUUUCGGACGUAGUUCGCGUCCAAAAUUUGCUUGUAAUGCUGAGAAGGCGGAGGCACAGUGGGUGGAAUCUGUAGAGGAAUGGCGGCGUGAAGUAAACCUGGGGCAAUUCAUCCUACUAGGGCACAGCCUUGGGGGUUAUAUCGCGACUGCUUAUGCUUUAAAAUACCCUGAUAGGGUCCGCCAUCUUAUUUUAGCCGACCCGUGGGGCUUUCCACAGAAACCAGCUAAUCCUUAUGAAAAUACAAACCUACCCCUGUGGGUUCGAGCUAUCGUCACUGCCGUCCAACCGCUGAACCCCUUGUGGGCUGUCCGUGCUGCCGGGCCCGCUGGCAAGUGGCUGGUUGGUAAGACCAGACCGGAUAUAUCGAGAAAAUUCCUAAACUAUGUGCCUGAUGCUGAGAAGAUUAUCCCAGAAUAUAUCUACCAAUGCAACUCCCAAACGCCUAGUGGCGAAAGUGCUUUCCACACACUAAUGUCAGGCUUCGGUUGGGCCAAAAACCCAAUGGUCGGUCGGAUCGACCAGCUGGAUCCUAAACUGCCAAUCACAGUGCUGUACGGCUCCAGAUCUUGGGUAGAUAACAGCACAGGCCAGGUGCUCACUGACCAGAGGACCACUGCAAAUACUUACGUUCAGGUAAUUAACGGAGCUGGCCAUCACGUAUACCUAGACAAACCAGAACAAUUUAAUAAAUACGUGCUCGAAGCGUGCGCUCGCAGCGACGACAAUGACAAUGGACGUGUCCCCGAUAAAGUAGCGCCACCCGCCGACGACGGCGCCACCAUUCACAAUGUCAACAACAUCACCACAACUGACAACAAUACCAACAACACCGAGCCUAAAACAACCUCCUGA